ACAACUUACAUGGAACGCUUUUAAUUGUUGUUGUCAUUUGCUACGAAAACAAUUUGUUGGAUUUGUUUGUGGGUUUGCCUGGAUAUUUAUUUAAUUUUCAGUGGUUUUUAAACAUCGAAACAUGUCGAAAGUGACUGUCCAGGACAUAGAGGCAGUGGACGACUAUUGGGGUCCUACAUUUCGCUCAAUUCUAGAAGGUGACAACAAGGAGUCCAUAUCGGAACAGUUGGAGCAACGUAUACGCAGCCAUGACAAGGAAAUUGAAAGAAUUUGUAAUCUUUCGUAUCAGGGAUUUAUCGAUUCCAUACAAGAGCUGUUGCAAGUACGAACCCAGGCACAUCAGCUGGCCACUGAGGUGCAAGCGUUGGACAAAUCAUUGCAACAAAUCAGCGCCGCCCUUAUCCAGCAGGGCAAUGAUCUGGUUAAGGCCAGACAAAUUGAAUCAAAUUUGGCCUCGGCCAUUGAUGCCCUCAAGGAAUGUCUGCCUGCCUUGGAAUGUUACAUUCGGUUUUGCCAACAGGCUUCCAAUAAACAGUACUAUCAAUCUCUGAGAACUCUGGAGACGCUGGAAAUGCAGCACUUACCCAAAUUGCAAAGUUAUAAAUUUGUCACACAAAUGCGCCAUGCCAUACCGGUAAUCAAAGAGAAUAUACGUCGUUCCUCGGAGGCUGAUUUUCGAGAGUUUCUCGAGAAUAUACGCAAAUUCUCACCCAAAAUCGGCAAGGAAGCAAUCGAACAUACCAAGAAAUUGCAAAAACGUGAUAUCAACACCAUCAUUGAAGAUCAUAAAAAUUCGGUGAAUAAACGUGACUCCACGACGGAUGAGGAUAAUCUAAGUGCACAGGACUUAAUAGAUUUCUCACCCAUAUAUCGAUGCCUCCACAUCUACACCGUACUGGGUCAGCGGGAAUAUUUCGAAAAAGAUUACCGUCAACAGCGAAAAGAUCAGGCAAAACUUGUGCUCCAGCCACCACCGGGAAUGCAUGACAAUUUGGAUGCCUAUAAAUUGUACAUAUGUGCCAUUGUGGGGUUCUUUGUGGUGGAAGAUCAUGUCAAGAAUACGGCAGGUGAUGUGGUGACAACCAGCUAUCUGGAAGAGUUGUGGUCAACAUCGUUGACAAAAUUUGUCAAUGAAAUAAGUAUGAGCUCAUCAUCGUGUACAGAUCCCAAUAUUUUGUUGAGAAUUAAAAAUCUCAUUAUGCUCUCCAUUAAUACCUUCAAAUGUUAUGGCUAUACGGUGAAUGUGCUGUGGGAGUUGUUGCAAAACAUGCGAGAUCAUUAUAAUGAGGUUCUUUUACAACGCUGGGUCCAUGUUUUCCGUGACAUACUCGACAAGGAACAAUUCCUGCCCAUGGUCGUUGAGAAUCAAGAAGAAUAUGAGGCAAUUAUUGAACGUUUCCCCUUCCAUUCGGAGCAAUUGGAAAAUGCUCCCUUUCCCAAGAAAUUCCCAUUUUCUCGCAUGGUUCCCGAAGUCUAUCAUCAAGCCAAAGAAUUUAUGUAUGCCUGCAUGAAAUUUGCUGAAGACUUAACCCUCUCUCCCAAUGAAGUGGCUGCCAUGGUACGAAAGGCAGCAAAUCUCCUGCUGACACGCAGCUUUAGUGGUUGUCUAUCAGCCGUAUUCCGCAAUCCCAGUGUGGCCUUGCCGCAACUUAUACAAAUCAUAAUUGAUACACAGUACUUGGAAAAGGCCAGUCCAUUUUUGGAUGAAUUUGUCUGUCACAUGACCAACACUUCGAGUAGUGUUACCCAAUCGCAUUCAGCCAUGUUUCAUGUGGCCCGACAAGAUGCCGAACGGCAAGUGGGUAUACGUAUAUGUUCGAAAAUUGAUGAAUUCUUUGAACUCUCCGAAUACGAUUGGAUGCUGGUAGAGCCCCCCGGCAAGGCGUCUGCUUUUAUAACUGAUAUGAUUUCCUAUCUCUCCAAUACCAUUGAAAGUUUUGCCUCCAAACUGCCGAGCAUAGCCCAAACGGCAUGUCAUCGUACCUGCGAACAUAUGGCGGAGAAAAUUUGGUCUAUACUCUUCGAUGAUGAGGUGAAGCAAAUAUCCAAUGGGGCACUACAUCAAAUCAAUUUGGAUUUAAUGCAAUGUGAAUUUUUUGCCGCAAAGGAUCCGGUGCCCGGUCUCAAGGAGGGAGAUCUAACAAGAUACUUUUUAAAAUGUCGCCAAUUGUUGGACCUCCUAACAAUGGAAGAGUGGGCCACAUAUCUGCAUGAUUAUGGCACCAAAGAAGAUCGUUACAAUUUGGUACACCCCCAGUCGAUAAUAGUCAUAUUGGAGAAGAUACGCGAAGCCGAUAGGAAAACAAUGUUUUCGGGCUUGCGUAAGAAUGAUAAGAAAAAGCUGCUGGAAACAGUUUUGAAACAAUUGAAAAAUUUAGCCGAACGACAAAAUUAAAAUUAGUUUAAAUUGGGGUAUUUAUGCAAAAAUUUGGCCACACAACAACAUUCCUCAGAAGAGAUUUUGAGAACAAAAUUUGAAAAGGAAAUAUUGGUAUUAUAAGAAUUAAAUAAAUAUUAAUUUUAUAUGUUUGGGAGAAAUAUCCAUAAAUGUGUAACAUUAGUAAUAAUAAGGCUUUAAAAAAGUGCAAGUUAUAAAUAAAAUAAAUUAUUUAACAUUUA
This is a messenger RNA of Musca domestica (house fly), 2619 nucleotides long. RefSeq names its product exocyst complex component 6-like. The record is from RefSeq and is a predicted model, not a curated record. Lineage: Eukaryota; Metazoa; Arthropoda; Insecta; Diptera; Muscidae. The coding region runs from base 122 to 2395 and encodes 757 amino acids. Gene Ontology annotation, cellular component: exocyst; membrane. Gene Ontology annotation, biological process: Golgi to plasma membrane transport; exocytosis; intracellular protein transport. The transcript is spliced from 3 exons.